UCGAAUUGAAUUUGAUCAGGAUUUUUUUGUCACUGUUCUCGGAAAUUUUGUUGAUGCUUAUUUGUUGUGUGUGUGUGAAGUGUUAAUAGUGUUGUGCCUUUGAAUAUUGCUUCACUUGUGUUCCAAUUUUACUACAAAAAAAAUACCUGUUGCUAAUUAUCGUCGUUUUUAUCAAUCAACCAAUCAAUCAAUUGAUUUUCUCUGAUUGAUAAUUAUUAUUAUGAUCAAUAUUUAUUUGGCCAUUCAAAAUGGCCAUAACAACAAUUAUCAUCCACACAAUAAUGGUGGAAUAAAGAAUUUAUUCCGGAAAAUUUCUCUAUUUUCCAUAAUAUUUCUAUUGAUUUGCAAUCCAAUUAUCGAUUGCAGUAAUCAAUGGAAUAAUGAUGUUAGUAAUGGUAACAACAGUAGUAGUAGUAACAGUAAUGAAUAUUCAAUUACAAAUUUUUUACCAUCAUUUUCAACAUUAUUAUUUUGGCGACAACCAGAAUCAUCAUUGAAAAUUAAUAAUCAAAAACAAUCUGUUCAACAACAACAACAACAACCAAUUGUUACAAGAGAAAUUCAUCAACAACUACCUGCUAUGAGUGCCGCUUUGGUUGAUGAUGAUCGUCAUUCAUCAAAUAACGAUCAAGAUUUGAUCAUUAAUACAUCACCAUCACCGCCAUCAACAAUGAUUGUAACCAAUUCAAAUCGUAAUCGUUAUUGUCAUAGCUGUUCAAAUGGUGAUUAUAUGUAUCAAGAUAAUGAUGAAGAAUACCGACAACGUAUUGAAUUUAUAAAAGUACAAAUUCUAAAUAAACUUGGUCUAAAAGAACCACCAAAAUUCGCUAAUCAACCUGAUAUUGAUCUAAUCAAUAUGUAUAUGCGAAUUGUUGGCCAAACACAAUCAACAAAACGUAAUGCUGAUAAUUAUAAUGAACAAGAUGAUGAUGAUGAUGAACAACAAAAACAAAUUGAAAACCCCAUUAAUCGAAAAAAUAUUGAUCAAAAUACACAGAUUAUAUACAUUUUACCAAAACAUUAUCAAUAUUAUCAUUUAAAAUCACCAAUAUUUGAUUUAACAUCAAUUAAUCAACAACAACAACAACAACAAUCAAAUGAUAAUUUAAUGUUUAUAAAAUCGAUUAUAAUUUUAGUUAAAUAUAGUAAUUUUGAUUUGAAUACAAAUACAAAUAAUAUUACAAUUGAUCAAUCGUUGUUAGAUUUAACAAUAUCAUCUGUAUCUGGUUUGAUUGAAUUAAAACGUAAUGCUGUCAUUAAUUCCAAUGAUAAUAAUGGUAAUCGUAAUGGUAAUGAUGAAAUUUUUGAUUUGAUCAGCAUUGUUUCACCAACAUCUCGUAUAGCAAAAACAACAACAACUAUUGAACAACAACAACAACAACAACAAAAUGAAGAAUCAACCACAUACGAAUAUGAUGUGACCAAUUUAUUGUUGAACAACAACAACAACAACAACAACAAUGUUGUUGAUAGUGGUGAUAGUGAUGAUAAUAAUCGUAUUCGAAUGUCAUUGUUAUACGACAUGAUACGAAUUUACAAUGAAAAUUUUGAUAUAAAAAGCUCAUUUAUUAAAGUUGAAAUGACCAAUGUCAACAAUAAUAAGGCACAACGAGUAAAACGUAGUGUUGAUUGUACAGAUAAAAUAUCAUUCUGUUGUCGACAACCAUUUUAUGUUAAUUUCACUACAAUCGGAUGGAACAAUUGGAUUCUACAUCCACUUGGAUAUAAUGGAAACUAUUGUAAAGGACAAUGUGAUUUAAGCCAUGCACGUUAUCAUCAUACAACCGUUAUGGGAAAAUAUCCAGUAAUAAAACUAUGCUGUUCACCACGAGAAAUGUCAUCGAUUUCAUUAAUCUAUAUGGAUAAUGAUUAUAAUAUUUAUCAGAAAAAUUUACCAAAUAUGGUUGUUGAAUCAUGUGAUUGUGCCUGAACGGAUCGAAUAUUUCCAUCUGAAGACAACAACAACAAUCGGCAAUAGACAAUGAUCAAUGGAAAAAAAAACAUCUUAUAUUAUGAUAUAACCCACCAGAAUUUUAAUUUUUUUUAAACUUUUUUUUAAAAAAGAAAAU
Messenger RNA from Dermatophagoides pteronyssinus (European house dust mite), 2069 nucleotides. RefSeq lists its product as uncharacterized. Gene Ontology annotation, cellular component: extracellular region. The record is from RefSeq and is a predicted model, not a curated record. Lineage: Eukaryota; Metazoa; Arthropoda; Arachnida; Sarcoptiformes; Pyroglyphidae. Gene Ontology annotation, molecular function: growth factor activity; cytokine activity.